AUGGGAUACAUUAGAUAAAGAUAUUAGCUUUAAAAAGAAAAAUACUGAUAUAUUUCUUUUAAGUGCAAAUUCUGAACUGCCACCUCCAAUCUCCAGGCAUAUACAGUCGCCAAUUGCUUCUCCUCUUCCUAUGUGUGCCUCUUCAAGUUCAGGUAAUGAUCCAUCUUCCUCUAAUUUCUCUGGGCAAGAUAAUCAUAACUAAUCUUCACAACCUGAAUCUAACUCCUCUGACCAAGAUAACCAAAACCCAUCUCCAAUUUUGAACCAGCCCAUCUCCGCAGCUACUCCAAGAAUCACACAACCUAUCACCAUAACCUACUAACGCCGAAACACAUUCCCCCAGCAGCCUGUACCACACACCAAUCAACUCCCACUCUCUACGACCACGCCUACCAAACCUCCACUUCGUCACCCAAUGGUCACAAGGUCGCAGACUAACAGUCUAAAUUCCAAGCAAUUUCACCUAUCAGUUCAAUCCACACUCAUGCCUGAACCUAUACCAAAGACCUUUAAACAAGCACAAUUUUAUGGCGGACUGCUAUGCAGUCUGAAUUUGAUGUUUUAGUUAGAAACAUGACUUUGGACUUGGUACCCAGGGAUCCCUAAAAGAAUGUGGUUGAUUGCAGAUGGUUGUUUAGGCUUAGGCAUAAGCCUGAUGGUUCGAUUGACAGGUACAAAGCAAGACUUGUUAUGAAAAGCUUCACAUAGCGACCUGGUUUAGACUAUCACUCAACUUUUAGCCUGGUGGUUAAACCUACAACUGUUCGUUCAGUUCUUGCUAUUGCAACUCAACUAUCCUGGCCCAUUCACCAGUUGGAUGUUAAUAACAUCUUUUUACGGGGAAAGCUUGAAGAAAAGGUAUACAUGAAGCAGCCUACAGGUUUUGAAUCUAGACAUAAUCAUACUCAUGUAUGUAAACUUAAUAAAGCUAUCUAUGGCUUGAAACAAGCUCCACGAGCUUGGUACACUGAGCUGAAAAAUUAUAUUCUUACCCUUAGUUUUAUCAAGUGCGAAUUUGAUGCUUCUCUUUUUAUUCUUCAUAAGCUUGGAGUUACUGUGUACAUCCUAGUUUACGUGGAUGAUAUUAUUGUGACUGGUAACUAGCCAACUGCUAUGAAAUCCAUUAUUAAUGCUCUGUCUUCACGGUUCUCUAUUAAAGAUCUUGGGUUGAUUCAUUACUUUCUUGCCGUUGAGGUUACGCACGCAUCAGAUGGAUUGCUCUUAUCUCAACAUAAAUAUGUCAAAGAUCUUCUCCAAGAUGUUAACAUGGCUGAAUGCAAAGGCGCUCCCACACCCAUGACCUCUACAUGUACCUUUGAAACAUCUCGUGAGGAUUCCAAAGUGGAUGGCACUCUUUAUCGUCGAGUCAUUGGAAAGCUUCAUUAUCUAUCCUUUACUCGUCCUGACAUUGCCUUUGCAGUAAGCAAAUUAUCUCAAUUUAUGCAUCAACCAGGUGUUUCUCACUGGAAAACUGUCAAGCGUCUUCUGAGAUAUCUUUGUCACACUGCUCAUCUUGGUAUUAAGCUUGCUAAAAAAUCUGCUACUCAAUUAGUUGCCUAUUCUGAUUCGGAUUGGGCUGGUGACCCAUUUGAUCGAACAUCUAUAACAGGGUAUGUUGUAUAUCUUGGUGAUUCUCCUAUCUCAUGGUCUUCUAAGAAGCAACGUUCUGUUUCUCGAUCGUCUACUGAGGCUGAAUAGAGAGCUGUUGUAGCUACAACCUCUGAAGUUGUCUGGCUCAAAAACUUGCUUCGUGAGCUUCACUUUCCACUGUCCAGUCCUCCUCGCAUUCUCUGAGACAACAUGAGCACUACUUACAUUUGUGCCAAUCCGGCUUUUCAUAGCCGUAUGAAACAUGUUGAGAUAGAUUUCCACUUUGUUCGUCAGCUAGUGCAAUAUAAGGUUCUCGAGGUCCAUCGCCUUCAUGCUGUAGAUCAAGUUGCAGAUAUUCUUACGAAGCCGCUGCCCAGUUCUGCAUUUCUACAUAUGUAUCUCAAGUUGGGUCUAGUUGACACCAGCCCCACCUUGCGGGGGCGUGUAAAGGA
Messenger RNA from Nicotiana tabacum (common tobacco), 2042 nucleotides. Lineage: Eukaryota; Viridiplantae; Streptophyta; Magnoliopsida; Solanales; Solanaceae. The record is from RefSeq and is a predicted model, not a curated record.